Messenger RNA from Acanthopagrus latus (yellowfin seabream), 8200 nucleotides. Its product is annotated as MAM and LDL-receptor class A domain-containing protein 1. Lineage: Eukaryota; Metazoa; Chordata; Actinopteri; Spariformes; Sparidae. Gene Ontology annotation, cellular component: membrane. The record is from RefSeq and is a predicted model, not a curated record. The transcript has 53 exons. Gene Ontology annotation, molecular function: protein binding. Bases 16 to 7278 code for a protein of 2420 amino acids.
UGCAGAGGCAUUCAGAUGUUGAGGGAAAACAACAUGAAGCAAGUACUUGUUCUGCUGUCAGUGUUGUUGGUCACCGUGUCCUCUCGCCCUGAUGAGGAGCUUGAAUGUAUGUCGGGAGAAUGUCUUCCUGCUGCACUCAUCUCUGAUUUGAAGACAGACUGUAAAAAUGGCAUCGACCAGGGGAUUUGGGGUUUAUGUACCUUUGAGCAUCACUCCUGUGGAUGGAACGACACCAGCGACACCUCCUACCGCUGGAGACGGCAAAUGGCAAACAUUACCUCAGUCCCUGGAGUGGAUCAUACCACAGGAAGUCCAUCAGGAUAUGUCAUGCAUGUAGAUGGCAAACAAGAAGGUGUUAUGUUUCCAACGGCUACACUGGAGUAUUCUGUUGACAAGAUGGCAUCUCUGGGAUGUCAGAUCAACUUCUGGUACUAUAUUUAUGAUGAAGGCUCAAAAUUGUCAUCAUCUUUUAAACUAACAAUGGUCAGAGGCAACACUGAGGAGGAGUUGAUGCCCGUAUCUGACAGUAACACAGAUGUUUGGAAUAAUGCUACCGCCUUCAUUGGUAAUCGGCCAGGAGGAUACAAGCUGCGGUUGUCAUUUGAUCAAGAAUUGUUAACAGAAAAGGACGUCAUGGUGGACGAUAUCAGCUUUGAGUACUGCGAAGAGGGAGAGGUCCCAGCAGGGUCGCACCAACUCUCAUGUGAUUUUGAAACUGACACCUGUUCAUGGUACCCUGACUAUACUGCCAGCCUUUUGUGGGAAAGGAAUGAUAGAUAUGAUGAUGGCCCAGCUGGGGAAGGCCACUACAUGCUCAUCAAUGCUGCAUCCAGCCUGAAUAUCUCAUCAACAGCAAGACUCAUCAGCUUGCCUCAACCUGCAGGUCAAGUCAUUUGUGUGAGCUUCUUGUACCACAUAUUUGGCAGCAGCAUUGGUUCAUUGAAGUUUAUUUCAAAACAUCCUGGUGAAGAUGAGGUGGUUAUGUGGAUGAGAAGCGGCACCCAGGGAAACAAAUGGAGAUUUGCGGAUCUUACCUUCAACAGUGACAAACCAAUACAGUUUAUUAUAGAAGCCGUGGUGGGUGGAAAUAAAGGCAGCAUAGCCUUUGAUAACAUACAGGUGUCCAGCAGUCUGACUGGCUCUUGCCCGGCCGAGAGAGAGUGCACCUUUCAGGGCUCCCUCUGUGGUAUGAAGCCUCUACCAUCUGCAAACUUCACCUGGAACCGGAUCACAGGGGCGUCCCAACCAGCCAACUCCUCAGGACCAGCCACAGAUCACACGCUGGGGACAGAGCAAGGUUACUAUCUGAGUGCCCAGCUGUGGAGUCAUCCCAUGGGGUCCAGAGUUGCAGUGGUGACUGCGGUGAUGGAACCCACUCCUCCUGACAAGGAAUGCCUGAUGUUCUGGUACUACAUGGAGGGAAAUGAAGUUGGGGAACUCAGUGUUUACCUUCAAACCGCUGAAAACCAAAGGCACUCUGCACCGCUGUGGACCAGAAGUGGAGAUCAAGGGAAGCACUGGAGGCAUGGAAGAGUGACGCUCAGUUCCGAUACCCCAUAUCAGGUGAUUUUUGAGGCGGUGGUUGGGAACGGAAUGAAGAGAGAUAUCGCCAUUGAUGACCUCACUGUCUUGAAUGGUGCCUGUCCCCCGACAGGUUUUUGUGACUUUGAAAUAGACUUCUGUGGUUGGGUGAAUAAUCCUCCAGCAGAGUCUGGAGUGGAGUGGGACUGGAUCUCAGCUGGCACGGGUCGUUUUAUUCCACAGAGGGACCACUCCACAGGUUCUGCUUUAGGCCACUUUGCUAUUUUCCUCCCCGUAGGGUCAGAUACAGAAAAAAUUGCCCAGCUGGAAAGUGAGACCAUGGAGGCAGUAGACCGUGCUUGCCUGGAAAUGUGGCACUAUACCAAUGGAUGGUUAUCAGAUGUGCCCUCAGGCCUUACACUGACAGUGUUUGUGAAUGAGACUGAUGGACUGCGUCCUGUGUGGAAUACAAGCGGAUAUAUGAAUGAUACAUGGCUCCAAGGGAGGGUGGACUACAAUGCCUCAGGACCUCACCAGAUUAUUUUAAGAGCCAGCUGUCCCAGCAGAACAGAAGGAAGUUUUGCCCUGGAUGAUGUCCACAUCAUCAGGAACGAGUCUUGUAAUGAGAUCAUGCCAACCACCACCCCAAACCCUGCCACCACGACCGCCGCUGUUCCUCCUUCUGACAUGGACUGCACCUUUGAACAAGGUCUGUGUAGUUGGGUCCAGGAAGUUGGCGAUAACUUGAACUGGACUCUCAGUAACGGACUUAAUGUGGACGAGCCAUGGGAUGGUCCUCAGUAUGAUCAUACUCUUGGAAAUAUCCAAGGUUCCUUCUUACUGUUGAAUGGAUCUGGAUCUAAGGACGAGGAGAGAGCAGUCAUCUCUGUCCCUGUCACCAGUCUAACAUCACAAAUCUGUGUCGGAUUCUGGUACCACAUGCUCGGACCUUCAGUGUCCACCCUUGAUCUGCUGGUUGGGACGAAGUCCUCUGAAGUAUUAGUCUGGACUCGCAGAGGGACCCAGAAUCCAGAGUGGAUUAAAGCACAAGUGACCGUCAACAUGAACGAAACUAAACGGAUGAUGUUCACCGGCCAUAGAAACACAGACAGUAAAGGAUUCAUUGCCAUUGAUGACAUCACAGUGAGGGAGGGAGCUUGCAGUGAUCAGAUUUCAGAUGUGUGUGGGUUUGAUUCAGACAACUGUGGCUUUACAAACAGUGUCGAUCAUGACGGUCGAUGGAUUCAAGAAAGAGGCACAAAAUAUAAAGAGGAUCACACCUAUGGAACCGAAAAUGGUUUCUACAUGACUGUGAGGACAUCAAACUCUACACAGACUGAAGCUCAGCUGCUCACACCUGAGUUGCACUCAGCUACAGCGACAUGUGUACGCUUCUGGUACUGGUUACCUGCAGGGCCAUUCAACACCCUUUCCGUGCAUGUGCUGCAGAACGGGGAGCUGGAUGAAGCACUUUGGCUAAGAUCAGGAACGCCCUCUUUAGGCUGGGAGGUUGCAGAGGUCACUGCCUCCUACCCUGCAAAAUUCCGCGUGGCAUUUAAAGCGGUCCAUGUGCCAGGCACUAACUCGUCAGUGAAAUUAGAUGAUAUAUCUGUGAGGGAUGGGGCCUGCAGUCUUCCAGGCACCUGUGACUUUGAGUCUGGACAGUGUACCUGGGUCAACAUCCCCAAAGAUCAUGGACAUGACUGGGUGGUGGCUCAUGGAGGCUUCCAGGGUCCACCGGCAGACCACACCACUGAGACACAAGACGGUCGGUUCUUGUUGAGCUCAGCGCUGCACCAGGACAACAGCAGUGUAGCACAGGUAUUGUCAGAGUGGAUCCAGCUAAAAGACGCCACCUCUUGCCUCACCUUAUGGUACCAUAUGGACAGCAGUGAGUCAGGCACGUUGAAGGUGUACCUGCGUUCAGGGCCAUCAGAGCAGGAGCUGAUGUUCAACAGUACCAGCAGUGGAAGCAGCUGGACCAGAUUCUCUGAGUCUGUGGAGAGGAACAAACCUUUCCAGCUGAUGAUCGAAGCAGAGUCCAACAACAGAGGAUUUAUUGCUAUUGAUGACAUCACUGUCACCCCAGGUCUUUGUCAAGUAAAUGAAACAAGGUUGCGAUUUGUGGGUUGUUCCUUUGAAAACGGCACAUGCGGUUGGGAAGACAUCAGUGUUGGCCAGUGUCAGUGGAUGAGAGGAAGGAACGCUUCUGAGAACACAGGACCACCUGUGGACAACACAGUGGGCACUGAACUGGGUUGGUACAUGGCAGUGAAUUCUCUCAGUGGAGUAGAAAUCAGCCCUGCUGCACUGCAGAGUCCCACCAUGAAACAGGCCAGCGCCACCUGCACGCUACACUUUUACUACAACAUGUAUGGAGAAGAUGUUAAAGACCUGAGUGUACUAUUAAAGGAGGGCUCCAGGACCAGCACACUGUGGUGGCUCUCUGGUAGCCAUGAAGAUUCGUGGCAUCAUGGCGAGGUAAUGGUUGGUCGAAUGCCUCAGGACUUCACCAUCCUGUUUGAAGCCUCCAGGACAUUCAACAGGCCGGGACACAUCGCCAUCGAUGACAUAGAAUUUGGCAACUGCACUCUGCCUGAGCCUCAGCCCUCGUGUCCAGAGAAUAUGUUCGUGUGCAACAACAACGCGUGUGUGCCGCAAAAUCAAGUGUGUGACUUCAGCGAUGACUGUGGGGACUGGUCUGAUGAGAACAACUGUGAGCAACAAGGUGUCGUGGAGCGCUGCAGCUUUGAAUACGGCCUGUGUUCCUGGGAGGAGAGUGAUGUGGACACACCUGGAGCUGAGUGGAUGUCUCACACAGGAGAGGAUUUCUGGCCCAAACACGGGCCUCACAGGGAUCACACUCAAAACUCUGCUGCAGGCCACUAUGCCAUCCCUGGGACUCACCUCACUGAGAAGGGCCAGAUGUCAGAGAUUCUUUCCAAGACCUUACUACCCAGCUCAAACUGUACUGUGAGGUUCUUCUUCUUCAGCCUGGAGGACGCUGCAGCCACACUGACAGCCCAGUUGAGGACGCAACAGUCUGGUAUCGACGACGUUGUUUUAUGGUGUAGGAAAAGCUCACAGCAGAGUUACAGCUGGCAGAGAGCGGCGGUCACGUUCUCCUCCUCAGACAAUAGCAAGAUUGUCUUCAGAUACGAGCGAACCGAUGGUCCCAGAGGACUCGUUGCAGUGGACGACAUCUCUUUCUCCCAGGAGUGUGUAUUUGACCCUGACAACAACAAGCUUCCUGACACGUCUUCCACCUCCGCCCCACCUACAUCCUCAAACACACCCACGUCUCCAGCCAUACCCUCGACCUCAACUGCACCAACCAACCCCUGUCAGGGUAAUGAGUUUUUCUGUUGGCGGUCAGCUGAAAAAGUGUGUAUCCUGGCAGCCUUAAAGUGUGAUUAUCAUCCAGACUGCCCCGAGGGGGAGGACGAGGAUGACUGUGGCCCAUGCACAUUUGAGAGCGGCCAGUGCCAGUGGACUGACAUCAGUGAUGGACAGAGCAGGUGGCAGAGACAGAAAGCCUGUAACGGCACUGAGCCGCCCACUGAUCACACCACGGAAACAGGCUACUACAUGAGAGUAAAUUUCAGCCAGGGGUCUAAAGGGAGUGAAGCACUGCUCCAGAGUCCCCCGCUGUCCCCUUCAUCUCCCUACUGCCAGAUACUGUUUCACUUCCACAUCAGCGCAGAGAGUGCUGGGUCACUCAGAGUGCUUAUGCAGCAAGCUGAGGGGAGUGAAGCAAUCCUGUGGUCACGCAGUCACAACACUGUCUCCCACUGGACCCCAGAGCAGCUGCCCGUAGGCCUGCACCAGCAGCCUUACAAGGUUUGGUUCAGCAGCAUCAGUAAUGUGACUCCGACAGAUGCUACCGCUGCAGGCCACACUGUUGCUGUGGAUGAUAUCUCCUUCCUGAACUGUGAAAAAUCCUACCAACCACCAGCUCUGUCUGCCUGCGGCUGUUCUUUUGAAGAUGGACUGUGUGUUUGGGUGCAGGGGGCCCAAGAUGACUUGACCUGGCUCAGCAGGUCCGGUUCAACAGAAACCCCCAACACAGGGCCUGCAGGAGACCACACUACCGGCAAAGGGAAAUACCUUUACAUCGAGAGCUCCCCACCAAGUGUUAAAGGAAGUACGGCCCAACUGAAGUCCCCACUGCUGUCACCUGCUGGUGAAAACGGAUACUGUCUGACAUUUUGGAAUCACAUGUUUGGAGCGACUGUGGGCUCCUUGAGGAUGAUUCUACAAACAGCUGACCCCUCCAAGAAAACUCUGGUGUGGCAGAAAUCAGGAAACCAGGGGGAUGAGUGGCAGCGGGUGCACAUCCACGUGACCUUGCAGGAAGUCCACCAAGUGAUUGUGGAGGCUACGGUUGGGGGAGAGGCCGGAGACAUAGCCAUCGAUGACAUCUCAUUCAUCAGUGGACCAUGUCCUGCUGCUUCUGACAUGUGUGACUUUGAGGAGGGGACCUGUGACUGGCAGCAGCAGACCACCGAUGACUUUGACUGGGUCAGACAGUCGGGCUCCACCUUCAACCCCAACACUGGGCCAGACAGCGACCACACCACCAACACACCCACGGGCCAUUACUACUUCCUGUCCUCCUCUACUGCAGACCGCGCCGGACAGAGGGCUGAAAUGUUUUCACCGUUGUACCCUGCAGUCAGAGGAGCUUGCGUGCAGCUGUGGUACCACAUGUAUGGCGAAGGAAUGGGGACGCUGAACGUCUACCAGCAGAGUGAAGAUGGCAAGAGAGCUCUGAUUUUCUCUCAGAUAGGAGACCAGGGACGGCUGUGGAGGUUCGCUCAGGCUUCACUUCUGCCCCGAGUUCAGUCUUACAGGAUAGUGGUUGAAGGUGUGAAGUCCGGCCCCACUCAUUCAGGAGACAUGGCCUUUGAUGACGUUCAGCUGACGGACGCUCAGUGUCCUCGUCCUGGACAUUGUGACUUUGAGACCAACAUGUGCAGCUGGAGCAACCUGGGAGGAGAAGUCGACCAGGAGGACUGGCUCCGCGGCAGAGGAGCCUCCACAAACCCCAACACCGGCCCCAGUGUUGAUCACACCACUAACUCCACGCAGGGUUAUUAUCUAUACGUGGACAGCUCUGUCGGUGAGUGGGGAGACAUGUCCUUCCUCAUCAGUGACGUCUUCCAGCCGUCCACUAGAGGUUACUGUCUGAGAUUCUGGUACCACAUGUACGGCGAUCAUGUCGGGACUCUUAGAGUUUACAUCAAUGACAGAAAAAUGCACGCAGGAGGCUACGAGGACGGGGAUCUGAAGUGGAUUGAGAUGGGAGACAAGGGAGACAAGUGGCAGGAGGCCAGUUUGACUAUUAAACACCAAGAGGCCUUCUGGUUUGUGUUUGUGUAUCAGAGGGGGAGGAACCCAGCUGGGGAUGUCGCUCUUGAUGACAUCACCGUCAUCCCUGGUGGCUGCUACUCAGGGCCUUCUAUUGACCCUCCUGAUAAUGACAGCGACACGUUGUCUGUUGGUCUAGCAGUCGCUCUGACUCUGCUGGUGGGAGUCAUCAUCUCCAUCGUCCUCUUUAUGCUCCACAGGAGGCGUAAUACAAUGAAUCAAAUUUUUAACAGUGACGAAAUUGACCAGAGUUCUGCGUUGGACCUCUUUGACUGCAAAAUAGAUGGCAUACAACAUGUAACUCAGUCUGACUUUUCCUUCUUCAACAAACUGUAUGAUCCAUCACGACCUGACUCUGACGACACCAGGGUUUCAUCCGAUGCUUAGUCCAGGUUAAUAACUACAAUGUAAGAAUUAAACUAUUACACUAUUUAUAAAUGAUGCCUGUUUUCUGGAGGUAUUUGAUUUACAUUCAGAUUUUUUUAAGAGCUGAAAUAACAGUGUUAGUGGGGCAUUUUAAGAAAAUGGAUCAGAUGAUGUAAUGGCAGUAAUCCUUCAGUUUUGAUAAUGACGUCUGGUUUAUUGGUUAUUAAAAAAUACUCAUUGCUUACCUGCAGAUAUGAUUAUUUUUCCAUUAUUGUAUCAUUCUCUUUGUUUUUUUUAAUCUCCUGUGCCAGGAUGUACAAAACCUGUAUAACUUGUAAAAUUGUAAUAAUGUGAAAUAGUUUGAAAAGCAUCAUUGUAUAAGCUCCAUUGCUCCAAGCUUUGUAUGUUUUGUGUGGAAAAAUCUUAAUUUAUGACUUGUAACUGAGGCUGUAAAUUUAAAAAAAAAAUAAUAAUAAAAAAAAAUGUAUAUACUAUUAUAAUCCCACAUUGGGAAAUUCUUUUUUCCACUCACAUUAUACACAGGUGCACACACACACACAUGCAGUGUAGAUGAGAUGAGUGAAGGGGUUGCCACACUGGACACCAAAGAGGCAGAAGUCCCAUGCAGGGAAGAAAAUGAUGGAGAGGAAAAGCUAGAAGACGGGCCCAAGGUAGGGCGAGAGGAGGAGCUAGAAGAAGGGUGAGAGGAAGAGCUAGAACAAGGGCCCGAGGAAGGGUGAGAGGAGGAGGUCGAAGAAGGGCCCAAGGUAGGGUGAGAGGAGGAGCGAGCGGUGGCGCCAGAAGCAGAGCUACGAGAAGAACAACCUGACCUUCUUGGGCAGCUGCUGCGGGAGGCUGGUGCUGGGACCCUGAGGCGGACGUCCUGUGGUCUGAUGGGCAGGGCCUCGAUGAGGGUAGCCAUCCUCACCGUACGCUGAGCCAU